This is a messenger RNA of Gamsiella multidivaricata, 1782 nucleotides long. RefSeq lists its product as uncharacterized. The transcript is spliced from 5 exons. The coding region runs from base 1 to 1782 and encodes 593 amino acids. NCBI's taxonomy places the organism in Eukaryota, Fungi, Mortierellomycota, Mortierellomycetes, Mortierellales, Mortierellaceae. Gene Ontology annotation, molecular function: GTP binding; GDP binding; GTPase activity. Gene Ontology annotation, biological process: signal transduction. Gene Ontology annotation, cellular component: plasma membrane. The record is from RefSeq and is a predicted model, not a curated record.
AUGGCGCUUCAGCAAGACCAGCAAGCGAAAGAUGACGUUCGACAGCAACACCAAGAUGUCAAACGAGAUGUUGAAGAAGAGGGAAUAGUCAUCAAAGAGACAUCGCUGCCAGAUGGACUGGGCAGCUGUAGGGAUGUAGAGGACUCCAGCAAGGGAGCCGAUUGCAGGAACGAGCCCGCAUUUAGCCCACAGCGGUCCCGCGCAGACCAAGAGGACGCGCACAAUCGCACGAAUGACAAUAAGGAUACGGAGGUGGGGGAGCAAGGCGAGCAUAAAUACACCCCUUCGACUGACUGCCAUAUGCAGCGUUCGGGGCAACAGAUCUGCAAUGGCUAUGGAGGGGGUGCGGAUGAUCUCAGCCGAUUAUUUUCAAAGAUAAAGAGAUCGGGCUUGGUAUUGACAACGACGUCUUUGCUCUCCGGCAAGGGUGAGCAGAAAGCUGUACAGAAGGUUGAGCCAGAAAGCACGCAUGCUGAAAUUAGAGGCGCCAGGGCUAGAAAGGGAUCUGAGUUCACCCGCGACCCAAAGUGGGCCAGCAACAACCUCAUCGUCGAUUCCCCUCGCCCAACCUCCAACGGUACAACUACCUCUUCUGCCUCUCUUCAAUCUUCUCGAUCCUCUUCAGCAUGCUUCCGAUCUGCAAAAGAGCUUUCCAGUACGCCAAACAACGCGGUCCAUCCAGGUACCGAAACAGAGGCACAACCUCACCAGGACAUCACCAGGCACAACCCAGACGAUCCGACCGCUAUUGAUCGCCCCGACGCGCAGCCCACCCGCGCAAACAACCGUCUUUCCAAGAGCUCUAGCCGUUGUUCGUAUAACACCUUUGGCACGGCUAAUAGCUACAAAUCCAGCAGCAGCAACAGCAGCAGCCAUCGCAACAACAGUAGAUACCAUUUGAAUCAAGAAACAGCAAGGACGUGGCGUGGACUGUUUGCAUCUGUCCGCCGACUAUCCCAUUCCACGUCCACUACCGGUUCCUCCACAUAUUCCUCCGCUUCCUCGAUCAGUUCUUCUUCUUCAUCCGAAGAAAACGCUCGUCACAGGAACCGCCGCGUCAGACGGACGCUCAAGAAACCCAUUCCUGCCCUACUUUCAUCGCAAGGCACGUGUGACAGAAGCAUUGUGGCAAAGAACAAGACGCCACGCAGAUUGUCCAUUGCUGUUGUGGGUGAUGGUGCAGUCGGUAAAUCUGCACUGACACUACGAUUCCUUCGAGACCAGUAUGAUCCGACGAUAGAAGACUCUUAUUGCAGACACAUCAAGGUGGACGGGCAAGAGUAUACGCUAGACAUCAAUGACACUGCAGGCCAGCAGGAGUAUCGCGGUCACUGGAACGACCGGUUUCUGAGAAAAGGAGAUGGGUUCAUCUGUGUUUAUUCCGUAGCAUCCAUGAGCUCCUUUGCAGAGCUGGCUGUGCUCCGUGACCAGAUCUGGCGUGCGAAGGAGAGCUCACAAGUCCCGAUGAUCGUGGUCGGAAACAAGUGGGAUCUAGUUGAUCAAGGAGAUCGCCAAGUUUCAACCGAUGUCGGCGCGCGUUUCGCUGAGGAAUCAAAGGCAUUAUUUGUUGAGACAAGUGCAAAGACAGGGCUACAUGUUGACGAAAUGUUUAUUGAAUUGGUCCGAAAUAUUGUGCGAGCAAGGCAAAGCGACAGACAAGGUGGUAGUGCCUGUGAACCUUCUGUCUCAGAAAAAAUCCAGCCCAAGCUGGCCAAGGAACAGUCGAGGACUAAGAGUCCUUCAGGAUCUCGAAGCAAAGAAUGGGAUAGCGGUGACGAAUAA